Messenger RNA from Canariomyces notabilis, 1570 nucleotides. RefSeq lists its product as uncharacterized. The coding region runs from base 65 to 1570 and encodes 501 amino acids. The transcript has 3 exons. The record is from RefSeq and is a predicted model, not a curated record. NCBI's taxonomy places the organism in Eukaryota, Fungi, Ascomycota, Sordariomycetes, Sordariales, Chaetomiaceae.
AUACUCUUCCCGCUUCUUUUCAAUAUUGACAGCUCUUCCGCCAGACAAGAGGCUCGCUCGAAAAAUGGAUUUUCACCAAAGCGCUCGCCGGCUGAACAUCUUGGAUCUCCCAGAGGAAAUCCUCUUUGCCAUCUUUGGCAUCUUGGACUGCCCGGACGACCCCGAAGCUCCAUGGCCGGGAAGCCCCUAUUGGAUGCGCCAUGACAUUGGACGCCUAAAGACGAUGCAGGCCCUACGCUUAGUAUGUAGGAGGUUUUGCAGGCACGCCUCACACCUGCUCGUCCCUGAGCUGCGCGUGAGCAUCAGCCCGGAAUCGCUCUACCGUGUCGACCAACUCACCCGAAACCCCCAGAUCGCCGCCGGUGUGCGGAGCCUCCUUGUUUCUCUUGCCUAUCGUCCCGCUGAGGUAGCCGAUACCCCAUCUCGAUACAAAGAGUUGCAAAAAGAGGCUCUUCAGAACCGUAUACGGUCAUUAUCCGAAGUUGAAGACGAUGCUUUCCUCGAAGCUUUCAACCAGGGCUCAGAGUCGGGUGACUCGCUUGAAGUAGAUAAGGCCGAACGCUCCAACUUGUCCAAGGCGUUUGCUAGAUUCACCGAAAUCUCUAGGGCAUGGAGUGGUUGGGAGGAGAAGGAGAGACACGACGAAUUUCAGAAUCUCCUCUCGCAGUCUUACCAAGAGUAUCUACGCAAACACAAGGAACAAAAGCAGCUGCUGGGAAGCGGAUCGUUUGUCGCCGCACUCGCUGAGUCGGUCAGUCGGGUUCCGUCUCUUUCGACCCUCGCAUUGGUGGACAAUCCGGAAAUGGACCCUGGGCUUCUUGGCUUCAGAGCAAACCUGCCCCUCCUUGCAGACUACAGCCCCGAAGCCCUCCGGCAGUGGCUAACCUCAGCACACACAUGGUACACCAUUGAGAACACGCUAGGGGAUAUCCCCCCUGAGCAGCCUUUUGACAUCUUCACAGUUGAGCUGCUCUGGCAACUUCCCAUGGCCCUUCACGCAGUUGGAGUGCACAUCACGCACUUCUCCGCCCUCCUUCCCAAAAUGAGCAACUUUGCCAAGCUGUGUCCGCAGACGCAUCAAUACGGUAACCGUGAUCCCUCCUCAACCGACUGGUCAACCCUCGCCGCCGCCUUUCAGAGUCUCCGCUCAUCGCACAUCUCGACCCGAUGGGAUCCUAGUAUCGACUUACCCUCCUCCAAACACAUGUCGCCCCAGAACCAAGCAUACCGCAACGGCUACCUCUCAGCUGUCCUAUCUAGUCCGGCGUUGGAAGACGUCAAGGUCAAUUUUAAAGGCCUAACGUUUAUGGUUAGACAUCAGAUGUUCAUCCCUGCUGGCUCAGUGUUUUCAACCACCUGCUUCCCGCGCAUCAGGAGACUUUCUCUUGACGGUAUUGCCUUCACGGAAGAGGAGCUUCUUAGGUUCUUUGACGGGAUAGGACACAGAAUCGAGACAGUGCAUCUUCAUCGCAUUGGCGUGUCCAAUGGCGGCGGCUGGACGCGACCCUUGAACAUCUUGCGGGACAAGGUUAGUGGGAGGGAAACGAGCAUGUCCAUCUGGUCCGCAUGA